Ostreococcus lucimarinus CCE9901 is the source of this 735-nucleotide messenger RNA. RefSeq lists its product with no specific name. The coding region runs from base 1 to 630 and encodes 209 amino acids. NCBI's taxonomy places the organism in Eukaryota, Viridiplantae, Chlorophyta, Mamiellophyceae, Mamiellales, Bathycoccaceae. The transcript has a single exon. The record is from RefSeq and is a predicted model, not a curated record.
AUGGCGGACGAGGCGAAAUUGGAGACGUUGCGACGGAUGCUCGCGAGCGCGACGCGACGCGACGAGGAGGCGGAGGCGCGGCGCGAGGUCGAGACGGCGGCGAGGAGGGCGGAGAUCGCGAAGAUCGCGGCGCAGUUGACGGCGAUCACGGGCAGCGCGCCGGCGACGCCGGUGGAAAGGACGAAGAAGAAGACGGCGAAGGCGACGACGAAGGCGACGGCGACGACGAAGACGAAGACGAAGGCGAAGGCGAAGGCGAAGGCGAAGGCGAAGAAGGUCAAGGCGAAGAAAACGGUGAAACCGAAGCGAAGCGCGAACGAUCCGUUGAAGACGUCGGACUUCGCGGUCGGGAUGGAGGUCGAGGUUCGCGGCGAAGGGAACGAGACGUGGUACGGCGAGGUGACGAAAGUGCGACAGUCGAACGCGAAGUGCCCCCUCGAGGUGGCGUGGUUACAAAAGGAAGGCAGUGGGUUCAUUUACUACGACUGUGCGCACAAGGACGUCAUCGAGUUGCGCACGGUGCUCGAGACGCACGAGGCCGGUCACUUUGCGGUCCCCGCCGGCGGUCGUAGCGCGUGUUCCAAAUGCAAGGAGGCGGGCACGACGUGCAGCAAGCGCGUGAAGAAGUAAAUAAUAUGAUCGAUACGUGCAUGAUAUGCACGAUAUGACGGUGUACAGAUAAGGAGUUUAAAAGGUUUUGAAAUGUUAUUGACUCGCUCGCUCCUCGCUCGCAAA